UUCCACAAGGUAACAAUGCAAUGCGAAAAUUUGCGCUCUCCCUGCAGCCUAUGACGUUCACGUUGGCGUCGUCAUUUCGCGCGCUGCAUUGUUGUUUUCCGUGCCACUUGUAAAUCAACAACACUGUAACCUCACCCAUUAACACCACCACCACUGCGCACUCUUGGCUUGUCAUCACUCAAACGCAUAAACGUUCGCAACAACAAUCAAACAAACACAUUAUUGAUAUAGCAGUUGCGGUUGGCGUCGGCUUUGACGCUCGGUUUGUUCGGUGUCAGCGGUCUGCUGUUGUGUAUUGAAUUGAAAGUGCGGCACUGGUGGCACCGAGCGGGCGUUCAACGCAAUUCACCAACAUUGACAUCUGAGCAUUGAAACGAAAAUAAAUACACAAAAUGUAAACAGUAAAACCUACACCUAACACUUCGUUGCUGGCCGUUGUUGUUGUUUUCAUUUGCCGGUAGUUGCCUUUGUUUAUACUGCAUGAACUAGUAAUAACUGCGCUGUCAUUCAUCGGCAGCGUUGCUACGUUCGGUGUUCGGUGUUUGGUUGCGCGAUUUCACUGAUGCCUCUGCUAGUGCAGCGGCUUAGAUAGAUGAAUUUUCCAAAGCAAUUUUUAUUGCAGAUUCAUUUCGCUUUCGGCAACGAAUGUCGUCAGUGGGUGUUUGAUGUGUUCGAUGUAUUAUUUCGUAUAAUCUUUUAAGACGCGUCGUAAAAUUAUUACGGUGAUUUCUCAUUGCAUUCAUUUGUGUAGUUGUUGGGCCAGAAAGUGGAAUAGAGAAAAAGAAAAAUGCAUCUGAUAAAAUCGAUUGUGACAUUCGCCAGGCAACAUCUGAGUGAGGUUUUAUUUUUGAUCAUGGGGUACAUCAUGCGGCGCUUUCUGCGGUCGGCCAUGAUCGUCUUCAGUUGGUUCGUUGUACCCUACAGUCGUUUUACCAACAUCAAAGUGAGCCGUAAAAAGCUGCCGCCAAUACGAAGUCAUCUGCUGGAAAUACCCGCUGUCGAUUUGGCCAAACUGAUUCGCACAGGAAAGAUUAAAAGCGAAGAGGUAGUCGAAGCGUAUAUCGAGCGGUGUAAGCAGGUGAAUCCGUUGAUCAAUGCCAUCGUACAGGAUCGCUUUGAGGAAGCGCUCGAAGAGGCACGCGAAACCGAUCGUAUUAUUGCGUCCGGCAUCAACACCAUCGAGGAGAUGGAGGAGAACACACCGCUGCUGGGCAUACCUGUGACGGUGAAGGAGAGCAUCGCCGUCAAAGGUUUGACCAAUCAGGCGGGUCGUGUCUUCAAGACGCCACAAAUUGCCAAAUCAGAUGCGCCCGUGGUAGAGCAAAUCAAGCGCUGUGGCGGCAUAGUGUUGCUGGUGUCCAAUACACCCGAACUUUGCCUGCUCUGGGAGACUUACAACAAUGUGACGGGCCAAACAAAGAAUCCGUACGAUUUGAAGCGCACACCUGGUGGCUCGUCGGGUGGAGAGGCCGCUUUGUUGGCCAGCGGUGCAUCGCUAUUGGGACUCACCUCCGAUAUUGGCGGCUCGUCACGUCUGCCAGCCAUGUUUAGCGGCAUAUGGGGUCACAAGCCCACACCCUACUCAGUGUCAUUCAAAGGGCAUCAUCCAACCAGUGACUAUCCCAAGUGGGGUGACUUCUUUACCAUUGCACCGAUGACACGCUAUGCUAAGGAUCUGCCAUUACUACUUAAAUGCAUGUUGGAUCCAACAGGUCCCAAGUUGACGCUCGAACGCGAGCUUUGCAUACAGAGCAUACGUUUCUUUUUCAUGGAUAAUGAUGGCCCGUCGGGCAUGAUGCGCCCGCUGAGUCGCGAUUUGCAUGCUGCCAUUAAUCGCGUGGCCACCGAUUUCAAUGCGAAGCGCGUGAAUAUACGAAAAAUGAAACUUUCGCUCGACAUUUCACUCUCCGCCAUGUUGACCAUGAAAAAUAUUGAGACUAUCUAUUAUAAAACAGAGGAAGGCGAACGCCCGAAAACAGUUUGCACAGAGACCGUCAAAUAUUUCUUCGGUUGUUCGGAUAGCAUCCUGCCGUCGGUGAUAUUCGGACAUUUGCAGAAUUUCAUGAAGAUUAUACCAAAUUCACGCCACAAGCACUUGGCCACCAUCAUUGAGGCGCUGAAGACUGAAUUCAAAGAGCUACUCGGCACCGAUGGCGUCUUUCUCUAUCCAACCUUCCCGAAUACGGCGCAUCGGCACUAUCAAAUUUAUCACAAGCUAUUGGAGCCCAUGUAUAUGGCGAUAUUCAAUACGCUGGGACUGCCAGUCACCAACUGUAUGAUCGGUUUGGAUAGGCGAAAUCUACCAAUGGGCAUACAGGUGGUCGCGAAUCCAGGACAAGAUCAUCUUUGCUUGGCGGUGGCGCGCGAAAUGGAACGACGCUACGGUGGUUGGGUGCGGCCGCCCUCAGAAGAGUCAACGAAGCGUGUGUAAAGUACAGAGAAAAUGUGAGCUUGAGCAUAUGAAUGGUGCAAAGUAAAGAAGUACCUACAGAGUGGCGAGGCUGUAACGGGUCAGAAGCUUUGUAGCAAUGCAAAUGAAGAGCAGCCUAAAACUAUGAAUUACAGUAGGGUUAUUUAGUGAAUGCCUUAGCAAUGGUGCGUCAUUUUCCAAGUAUGCUUUUAGUUUAGCAUACUGUUAGGCGCCAAAUUUUUUUUUCGUUUUUUGUCUUAAGCUUUACAAGCGACUGAUGUUUCGAAAUAUAAUACUAUUUUUUAGUAUGUAUGUAUGUAUGUACUUUUUUAGAAUAAGUCUACCUAGUAAUUUGUGACAUCACAUAUUUAUAUUUGUAGUGAUUUCUGUAUAAUUAAAUUUUUUUUAUUUUUUA
This is a messenger RNA of Anastrepha ludens (Mexican fruit fly), 2825 nucleotides long. Its product is annotated as fatty-acid amide hydrolase 2. The transcript is spliced from 4 exons. Bases 788 to 2431 code for a protein of 547 amino acids. NCBI's taxonomy places the organism in Eukaryota, Metazoa, Arthropoda, Insecta, Diptera, Tephritidae. The record is from RefSeq and is a predicted model, not a curated record.